Molecule: messenger RNA, 799 nt
Organism: Amoebophrya sp. A25
Lineage: Eukaryota; Dinophyceae; Syndiniales; Amoebophryaceae
Source: the annotation of a GenBank genome assembly
AUGCCUAUCGAGUUCGUUACGAGAGUUGACCUGACGUGUGACGACGCUAAUCGAAGGGGAUCGCGAUACUUCAGUCAAGAAUUCGACCAAGUGGCGUCAGGUCUCGGUGAACCGCUCAACCCUGCAGAAUUACGUAUGAAUGCAGCACUCUCAGCACAAAUGAGCCACACGUACACUGUGCCGGAGUGGUCUACGGGACGUUAUUUCGCAUCGCCGUGGGCACUUGCGAGAGAAAACGUUGAGGUGAGUUCUUCGGAUGAGGAGCCGGAUGAUACAGAUAGAGCCUUUGCAGAACAAUAUGCUCAGGACGUUCGAUCCGACGAAGAUGAGCAGCAACAAGAUCGGCGUAGGAAACAUACUGGAGCAGGAGAGCUUGGUCGAGCCAGCUCCUCAAUGAAGAAGAGUAGUCUUAAAGGAAAAAGUCCUGCAUCAUCAAAAUCGAAGCCAGGAAGCGCGAGGAAAUCAGAAGCACUAGACCCCUCGAAGUCGGGAAAAGAGGGUGCGGCCACUGCAUCAAAACAACCGGAAAGAAAGGCUGAUGAAAAGGAGAAAGGAGACCACAAGGUGGCUGCCCCCUCUUCCAUUUCUUCUUCUGCAGCUGAGGUCAAGAAAAAUAGUACAUCUACGAGCAAGAAGCAGAAGCAAGCUCACGGAGAUGAGAAUGUGGCUGAAAAUAAAGAUGAGACUGGUACAACUACAAUGGAGAAAGAUGGAAAUGCUUCUCCUGCAGCAUCACAACAUGGUAACAAAAAACCAUCUCCCAAAGCAAAAUCGAAAGCAGUUGAUGUGGAGAAAGAGG